Messenger RNA from Magallana angulata, 1030 nucleotides. RefSeq lists its product as uncharacterized. The record is from RefSeq and is a predicted model, not a curated record. NCBI's taxonomy places the organism in Eukaryota, Metazoa, Mollusca, Bivalvia, Ostreida, Ostreidae. Gene Ontology annotation, molecular function: GTP binding; GTPase activity. Gene Ontology annotation, biological process: small GTPase-mediated signal transduction. Bases 79 to 636 code for a protein of 185 amino acids. The transcript has 2 exons.
UGGGGCGAGGUGCUUUACCAGUUUGUAGCUCGCUCCUAUCGAAACAAAAAGAAAAAAUAUCAACUUGAAAAUUCUAAAAUGGUCGUAGCAAUGCAGAAAUCUAUCCAGUGCGCUGUGGUUGGUGAUGGUUUUGUUGGGAAAUCAAGUUUGGUUCAGAAAUUCGUCAAUGGUAAAUUCGACAAGACUUAUAUAGCCACAUUAAAGGAUGAUUACAGUGCGAAAGUAUCCACAAACGGGGACGUAUUCAGACUGAAUGUGUCUGAUAUCGCCGGAGAGCAUGAAGACCUGUCCUCCAUUGCAACCUCUGAUAUCUUCAUUGUGUGCUUCAGUCUAGUAGACGAUGAUUCCAUGGAUAGCGUGCUAAACUUCUGGAUUCCUAAGAUCCGGGCAAUCGCUAAACAUUCACCCAUCAUCCUAGCGGGGACACAGUCCGACCUGAGACAAGGGGGUCAAUCCGGCCACAUCGCCACUGCUGAGGGUCGGGCCCUGGCCAAGUCUAUCGGGGCAGAAACCUACGUAGAGUGUUCCGCCAAAUCUGGCUCGGGGGUCCAGGAAACCUUCCAGAGCGCCGCCAUGGCAAGCAUUCGAUACAGCAAACGGAAGGUCAACAUCUUGAAACGAGUUCUUGGACGUUGAUGUGUUGGCCCGAGGAACUGUUCACUAAGCGGUCCCUGCACCGCUGUUAUAAACCUCUAACGAAUGGUCAAAGAGACUCCGAAUUGGCCAGUUUGACUGUGUUGGCUAUUGUAGUGGACAUUUAUCACUACGACAACGGAAUCUCGGCAUCGUUCUCACUCUAUCCUUCCGGGCUACAGCUGCUCCAAUGCAGACCGCCCCAAGAAGCGCACAGACUCCUGAUACGUGAAGCAACGGCAUAGAGGGAAAAUAUUGACAGAGAGUAAUUGUUAUUGAAACUCUAACAAAUUGAACUGCCUAUCUAUUUUCGACCAGAUGGUUUACCAUACAACCAUUUGAAUGAGUGUUUUAGUACUAAUAAUUGUAUUCAUAUUUCAAUAAAACUGUAAUUGUA